Saccostrea cuccullata (small rock oyster) is the source of this 2178-nucleotide messenger RNA. Its product is annotated as sodium- and chloride-dependent glycine transporter 2-like. Gene Ontology annotation, cellular component: plasma membrane. The record is from RefSeq and is a predicted model, not a curated record. The transcript is spliced from 15 exons. The coding region runs from base 41 to 1960 and encodes 639 amino acids. Gene Ontology annotation, biological process: sodium ion transmembrane transport. NCBI's taxonomy places the organism in Eukaryota, Metazoa, Mollusca, Bivalvia, Ostreida, Ostreidae.
CACACUGCAGGAAGACCCCAGAUUUCAAUCAUUCUACAAUAUGUCUCAGGGAGAAGUGGCCCGCGGUGGUUGGUCUAACCAGAUAGAGUUCUUCCUAUCCUGUGUGGGAUACGCUGUAGGGCUCGGCAAUGUCUGGAGGUUUCCCUAUCUCUGUUACAGGAAUGGUGGAGGAGCGUUCCUUAUUCCGUAUAUUCUAUCGCUCUCUCUGAUUGGCCUUCCUGCUUUUUUCAUGGAACUGGCGUUUGGUCAAUUUGCUUCUCUUGGUCCCAUUACAAUAUGGAGAGUGUGUCCUCUAUUUAAAGGUAUUGGUUUUGCUUCCAUUAUCAUCUCUGCUAUGGUGUCCAUCAGUUAUAACGUGGUCAUCGCGUAUGCCAUGUACUUUUUGAUCGUAUCCCUCGUUAACAUGGACACCAAUGUACCAUGGGCCACGUGUGGUAACGACUGGAACACAAUCUUCUGUAGAACAGAGACUCUGAAAGUCACUCCGGGCAUGAACGAAACCGAAAAAAUAAACAUCACUUUAGGAAAUAUGAAUCUUACUUGUGUCGAUAAAGCACUUCGUGGGUUAGGGAAGACACGAGAGGAUCUGACGUAUAAUUUCACCUCCAUGAACCUUACGGCAUGCAGCAUCAAAGAAAUGAUCAGAACACCUAGUGAUGAAUUCUUCAGUAAUUUUGUCCUGGGUUUGGACCAGACAGAUGGUAUUGGAGGGAUAGGAGAUUUAAGUCCUAAACUUGUGGCAGUUCUCCUGUUAGCCUGGCUUAUUGUUUUCUUCUCGUUGAAGAAAGGGGUGAAAUCCUCUGGAAAGGUCAUAUAUUUCACAGCUACAUUUCCCUAUGUCGUAUUAAUCAUUCUCUUGGUUCGAGGAGUGACAUUAGAAGGAUACGAGAAGGGCCUGGAAUUCUAUCUCGUUCCAAAGUUUGACAAGUUGACCGACCCAAGGGUGUGGACUGACGCCGCCUCCCAGAUCUUCUACUCCCUUGGACCGGCUUUUGGCAGUCUCAUCACCAUGUCCAGUUAUAAUCCCUUCAAGAACAACUGCUAUAGAGAUUCCAUAUUGGUUGCCAUCAUCAACUGCGGGACCAGUGUUUUCGCUGGACUAGCCAUUUUCUCGGUUCUUGGGUUUAUGUCCGUAGUCACCAACAGACCAGUACAGGAAGUCGCUGCUGAUGGACCCGGCCUGGUCUUCAUAGCGUAUCCUGAGGCGAUAGCCAGGAUGCCAUAUCCUCCUAUCUGGGCCUUCCUGUUCUUCUUCAUGUUGAUUUUAUUAGGACUCUCCAGCAUGUUCGCCAUGGUGGAAGCCAUCAUUUCCGCCUUAGCAGACGAGUAUCCCCAAACCCUCCGCAGACACAAGAGUGUCCUCACGUUUGUCGUCUGUCUCGUGCUGUUUAUUGCAGGACUUGCCUUAGUAACAAAUGGAGGCAUUUACGUCCUGACAUUGAUGGAUGCUUACUCCGGAAGCUAUUCUCUGUUGUUUGUCUGUUUCUCUGAGUUAGUAGCAAUAUCCUGGGUUUAUGGCUGGCGUAGAUUUUCAGAAGACAUUGAGAUGAUGCUGGGUUUUAAACCCAAUAUUUACUGGAUAGCCACCUGGACAGUAAUAGCUCCGGUGUUUAUUGUGGCCAUCUUGAUAGCGAGUGCAAUUCGAUUUUCUCCUUCCCAUUACGAGGACUAUCAGUUUGAGCAGUGGGCCCAGAACUGUGGCUGGGGUCUCGUGGCGCUUCCCCUCGUGUUCCUAUUCGGCAUCGCAGCCAUUCAACUGAUCCGAUAUAAGGGUUUCAGGAAUGCCACUAGACCUCAUGAUAAUUGGGGACCGGCGCUAGAUGAAAAUAAAUCUGGGAGGUACUUAAAGGGGCACACAAACGAAGGAUUCGAGGGAGACGAGAAGACAGAAAAAAUGGGAAACGGAAUAGAAAUGAAGACAAACGGCAUAAAUCAUGACUCUGUUACAGUGCAAUUCUAAGACAUGGAAAUCUUCAGAGAUAAAAAUUUAAUGACGAUAUGAAAAUGAUAUUUCACUAUGCGAUAUUUAAUUUGAUAUACUGUAUGUUUUUAUUAUGUCGAAUUAUUCUAACGAGAAAGCUAUUCAAAUUGAAACCAUGAUGUUCAUUGAUUGAAUACAAAGAUUUAUAAAACAUAAAAUGUUAAUUGUUAUAUUUGUUGAAGGCAUUAAAUUUUUAU